Messenger RNA from Xiphophorus maculatus (southern platyfish), 4981 nucleotides. Its product is annotated as brain-specific angiogenesis inhibitor 1-associated protein 2. Gene Ontology annotation, molecular function: protein binding; cytoskeletal adaptor activity. Lineage: Eukaryota; Metazoa; Chordata; Actinopteri; Cyprinodontiformes; Poeciliidae. Gene Ontology annotation, cellular component: nucleoplasm; cytosol. The record is from RefSeq and is a predicted model, not a curated record. The transcript has 15 exons. Bases 199 to 1785 code for a protein of 528 amino acids. Gene Ontology annotation, biological process: plasma membrane organization; actin crosslink formation; actin filament bundle assembly.
GGCGAAGCGGAGGACUCUCCUAUAAAACCCGGGAUCCCACGAACAGACGCGCUCGUCUCUCCCAGGCAAGAGUCGUGUUUCCCUGCCUGACAGCUGCCUCGUCCCCCCGCUACAGCUCGGAAAGGAACCGAGAAUCCCCCCACAGCUUCCACAGAGAAGAGAGCUCCGUAUACGGUUGUGACUGACGCUCCAGCAAGGAUGUCCCGGACCGACGAAGUGCACCGCAUUACGGAGAAUGUCUACAAGAACAUCAUGGAGCAGUUCAACCCGUGCCUACGCAACUUCAUAGCCAUGGCGAAGAGCUACGAGAAGGCGCUCACCAGUGUCACAUAUGCUGCAAAGGGCUACUUCGACGCUCUGGUGCGGAUGGGCGAGAUGGCCAGCGAAAGUCAAGGCUCUAAGGAUCUUGAAGAGGCAGCAUGGGAUGUGCUCUUUCAGAUGGCUGAAGUGCACAGACAGAUCCAGAUCCAGCUUGAGGAGAUGCUGAAGUCUUUCCACAACGAGCUCCUCACAGAGCUGGAGAAGAAGGUGGAGCUGGACGCGCGCUACCUGAACGCGGCGCUGAAGAAGUACCAGAUGGAGCACAAGAGCAAAGGGGAGAGUCUGGAGAAAUGCCAGGCGGAGCUGAAGAAGCUGCGCAGGAAGAGCCAGAGCAGCAAACACCCCUCCAAGUAUGGAGAUAAGGAGAUGCAGUAUGUGGAGGCCAUCAGCAACAAGCAGAGCGAGCUGGACAGCUACAUCGCCGAGGGCUACAAGAACGCUCUGUCUGAGGAGCGGAGGAGGUACUGCUUCCUGGUGGACCGUCAGUGUGCCGUGGCCAAGAACAGCAGUGCCUACCACAACAAGGGUAAGGAGCUUUUGUCCCAGAAGAUCCCCGUGUGGCAGCAAGUGUGCGCCGAACCGACCAAGCUGCCGGAUCGGGCCAUGUUCCUGGCACAGCAGAUGAGCGGCGCGGCGGGUGGCGUGCCUCCCGGCGCUCUCCACCCCGGCAUCCCCGAGCCCAUCUCUGGCGCCAAACCUCUGCCCAUGCCUCCAGAGCUGGCAGCCCUGCGGGCCGGCGCCACCAUGGGCCAGCAGCGGCUGAUGGACGGAGCGAUGCCGGUGAUGAACGGAGCAGCAGGUGGAGAGGACUACCAGCAGUGGAUGGAGAGCAAGGUGGCGCAGGGCAAAGCCUCCCCGCAGCCUCAGCGGCACGGAGCAGAGGUCUACUCCAACACCCUGCCUGUGCGCAAGGCCGCCCCCACAAAGAGCAAGACCCCCCAACUGGAGACUCGCACGCUGCCCCGCUCCAGCUCCAUGGCUGCAGGUCUGGAAAGGAACGGCAGAACUCGAGUCCAGGCCGUCUUCUCCCACGCCGCCGGAGACAACAGCACGCUGCUGAGCUUCGCCGAGGGCGACAUCAUCACCCUGCUGGUGCCCGAGGCGCGAGACGGCUGGCACUACGGCGAGAACGAGAAGACGAGGAUGCGGGGCUGGUUUCCCUUCUCCUACACCCGGCUGGUCUCCGAGAGCAACGGCGACACCAUGAGGCAGCUUCGAGUUCACAACCUCCACCAUGGGAAAAGCAGCAGCACAGGGAACCUUCUGGAGAGAGAGGACAUGCCUCUGCCCGGCCCCGAUUACGGCACUCACACACGAAUGUCUGCACAAAGCACCGCCACGCUGCACAGGCAACAGCGUCCCUACAGCGUCGCCGUGCCAGGCUUCCCGCAGCAGGGAGUUGAAGAGUACGAGCCCCGCUUCCCCACCAGUUCCUCAGAGGUCAAAUUGAUUUCCACAGUGUGAGACGAUGCGAUAGGACAGGCUCCUUCCUCUCCCCCCCCUCUUUUCCUGCCUCCUGCUUGCGGCAAUAAACUCCUCUCGAGUCCGAGGAAGAGACGCGGGUGUGUCCGUCACCCUCCUUUCAUCUCUCCCUCCGUCGCCAUCCCCCGAGUCGUCUGUCUGACCUCACGACCAAACCAGAACAGACGUUGUGCCGUAAAUAUUUCCAAUCCACGUGACGGACAUUCUCUCUGAGGAAAAUGGGCUUUUUUUUCUCGCCUUUCACGCAUGUACAUGUACUUUUGUAUAACUGAGGGGAUGAAACUUCCCCGCCCUAUUUCCACUAAUGUCAGUGCUCUCCAUCGGAAUGACGGCGUGAAGGAAAGAAAGCGGUUGAUCCCAAAGAGGAUUUUCAUACUGUAAAAACAUGAUAGUUUUUAAUUUUACUGGAUUUUUCAGUAUUGAAUUAUUUCUGCCUUUUCAUGCUGUGAAGUUUUGUAUUCCUCUGACACGAGAGGUCCUGUAAAUGUUUUAACCAAGAAAACUGAAUGUUUACUGUACAUACAAAAAGUGCUUGUCACGCAGUAUCUUAUCUGUUCAUGGAAGAAAAAAAAAAAACGCACUUUAUGAAACUAAUAAUCUCUGUUUGUGACUUUGUGUAUGAAAACAACCUGGAACCGUCUCGGUAUCGGUCUGUGAACUUGGACGCUGUGCUCCAACACACUCAAACACAGGUGCUUCUGUCCAUGCUGUGCUGCUAGAGUCCUGCUGAGGCGUUUCUCUGCUUCAUCAUCAAGUAAUCUGAACAAUAAGCAGCGACGAUGACCUCUUUUUAUUUUUUUAUUUAAUUCAUUUUUUUUUGCAUUUUCUGUAGUCAAAAAAAAAAAACAGUACAGAUGUUUGGACCGCGUUCUCACAUCUACACAUACUGGAGGCGGAAGUUAGGAAGUUCCCAUUCACAAGGCGACGCGUAAUCUAGAUUAAAUGAACAUAAAUUGUCAUGCUAACACUUUAAAUGACUCUCUUUGUGUCACCUGCGGAUGAGGUGAUUUAGUUCCCAUCAUUCCUGCUUCAUUAACCAACAAGCAUGACUUUUAAAUCGCAACAUGCUGCCGUCAUUCCAGCACAUUUAAAGAUUUCCAUAUCAUUGGCCACUGGUUGGGAAACUGGUUGGGCGUCAAACUCAUUUCAAAAACAUUGACGUUCUCAAAGAACCUGUUGUGCCAGAAUGUAUUAAUAAAACUCAUUAACAAACUGUUAAAUUAGUAAUAAAUAGCUGCGACUGCAUACCUUCUAAUAUUAAAUGACAUUGAACAUCUUUUCAUUGAUCAGUAGCUCCAGGAUUUUAUGACUUUUCUUUCUUGUUUUUUUUUUUGCAAUCUAAUUCUGUUUCGUGGAGCUAACUUGGAAAUGAUUGCAAGAAUUUCUGCAAUAUUUAACAUGGUAAAUGUGACGCGUCUCCACAUCAUCACUGAUUUGCCAAGUGUAGUAAAAACACACCUACAGAUGGGAGUUGGCAUCACUUUAAGCCAAUUAUUUUUACUUUUCUUUUUUUUUUCCCAGGAAGUUUGUAAUAAACUCACAAUUAUGGAUUAGCGGCAAAAAGAAAAAUGCUGGAAUCUGUUGACUUUGUGUGAAUUUCCACAAUCACAAAAAACUGGAGGGACUGAUUGAUGUAAUUUGGCAGCAUACAGAUAAAAACGGCCUUGAUUGAUAAAAUAAUAUUUAAGCAUACGACGGUUAUCUUCAAGGUUCUGUUCAUGCGACUCUCUGGACCGCAAAAAACACAUAUUGUAGAAAAUCGUUCCACCUCUAGACUCAGAUUUACUGUCCUAUUCAUAUCUGGUGAUCCAUGUAAUACAGUUUUAAAAUCAAUUUAAAAAUCCUCAUGGAUUAUUCAGUGAUUCUUUGUGGAUGCUUUCCAUUGUAGAGAAACAGUUUUAAUGUGUUUUGUUUGGAUUUUACAUGAUUAACCAACACAAGAAAGUACAUCACUAAAUGAAUGAAGUGGCAGAAAACUGUAACGUGAAUUAAAUUUAGAAAUAAUAUUUUCCACAAUAAUUCUUUACUUUGUCUUGGUCAGUCAUUUACAAUCUCAAUUAAAUAAAUUGAAAUGUGGGUUUAAUGCUACACAAUGUGAAAGGUUCAAUACUUUUGAACUCUAAUGUCACAAUUGAUGAGCAGAAAUUAUUUAUAUGACUUUUAAUUUAUAGAAAACAUCAGACAACAACUCUAGACGUGCAGAGAUUUUACAGCCAUAUUUAGAAAAACUUAAAUUAGAAAGAAAUGUACAAAACUAAACAUGUUUUUGUUUUUGCAUAUUUAUACAUGGCGCCUAUACUGUGGAUUAUAUAACUUAAUGGAAACUUUUAAAUGUAACAUUGUCAAAGAAAUAUGCAGGACAUUUGGAUUCUAAUGGAUCCACAGAAACUGGGAGGUCAAAUCAGUGAACACAGCGACUGAAAACUGAGUUACAUUUGCCUGGAAAGCCGUUUGAUUUCCUGUGUUUAUCCUUCAUGUUCUGCUUUAACUCUGACUAAAACCUCAGCGAGUCAAACGGCGUCACAUUUUAAGACGAGUGUCGUCUGUUCGGACUGGUUUUGUUUUUCUGUGUCGGCGCAGUUAGUCCCCGUCUCACUGGCUGUCCCUUCUGGUGUUUACUAGAAACUGCUGACUUCUGAAAUUUAUGAAGGUUUUAACAUUUGUAGAGGGAUGAAGAUGGCGAAAUUAAAAGGUUACUUCUCUGAAAAAAAAAAAAGACAUCGCUUGAGAUGCUUAAAUAUUUUUCAAGCAAGUGAAACAUUAAUUUGGAUCUGCAUCAGAUCUUGGUUCAGAUUUUUAUUAUUAUUUUACUAUUAUUUUUUUGCACAGUGCAGUAGAAGCUUCGUCCCGGAUGUUCUCCCUCAACUUUGCCAACCUGCUUUCUGCCGUUUCUUGAUCUGUUCUGAUGCGUUUAGACCAAGUCGAGAGUAGAUGACGGGAAGCUGCCAGUUUUUUUUCUUUCUCCACUAAAAUAAUCAAAGCUACGACUGCAGAUUGCACGGCACUCGUGUGUGUCCACCGACUGAGGGGUCCAGGUGCAAAAGAAUGAAAACAUUUUGUACAGAGGAUUUCUGAAAUAUGCAUGCGUUGAGGCAGCAAGAAGUAUAAAGAUUGAUGACCUCAAAUGUUUGAAUUUCUACUAUACAAAAAUUAUCAAAUAAAUUUCUUCAUAUGGACA